ACCUCUAGCCUACCAUGUCUGAACCAGGUUGUGGUGUUCCAGCCCAGAGAAGCUCACAGCAGGGUCCAGAGUUGCUGUCAGUGAAGCUGGGGGACUGCAGUCAAACAGUGGAACUCAAUGUGAUUGUCAAAGACGAGGAGGAGGAGAGAGAAAUCAAUGAGGGGGAGGAGGAAGAGCGAGAGGAGGACAGGGCCUCUGUUGACUCAGGAGAGAUCCCCAACCCAGACCCAGUCAACGAGCCCAGUUCCACAGAAUCAAUACUACCACCUGGUUGUGGGAGUUACCCCUGUCCUCAAUGUGAGAAGAGUUUCAGUUCCUCAACUAACCUAAAGAAUCAUCAAAGAGUGCACACUGGAGAAAAACCUUUUGACUGCUCAGCAUGUGGGAAGAGUUUCAGUGAGAAAGUAAACCUUAAGAGACAUGAGAGAGUACAUAGUGGAGAGAAGCCUUACCACUGCACCCAAUGUGGGAAGAGCUUCAAUCAUUCUGGAAGCCUUAAGGAACAUGAGAGAAUACAUACGGGGGAGAAGCCUUACCACUGCUCUCUGUGUGGAAAGAAUUUUCGUGUCGCAGGAGGCCUAAAGAAUCACCAGAGAUCACACAGUGGAGAGAAGCCUUACCACUGCACUCAGUGUGGGGAGGGAUUCACUCAGCUAAGAAGUCUUAAAAAUCAUGAGAGAAUACCCAUUGGAGGGAAGCCUGCCUGUCCUUUCAAUGUAAUUGUCCAAGAGGAGGAGGGUGAGAGGGGCAUCGAUGUGGAGGAAAAGAGAGAAGUUGAGGGAGAGGAGGACAAAAGUGGUGUAGUAAACAGUGCAUGUCAGAGCAAAAACCAAACCAUGAGGUCGAAGGAAUUGUCCGUAGAGCUCCGUGACAGGAUUGUGUCGAGGCACAGAUCUGGGGAAGGGUACCAAAAAAUUUCUGCAGCAUUGAAGGUCCCCAAGAACACAGUGGCCUCCAUCAUUCUUAAAUGGAAGAAGUUUGGAACCACCAAGACUCUUCCUAGAGCUGGCCGCCCGGCAAAACUGAGCAAUCGGGGAGAAGGGCCUUGGUCAGGGAGGUGACCAGAACGUUACGGUAACCGUAUUACCGCCACACUGGGGUUCAUGAUGGCCGUUUAGUCACGGUAAUUAGGCUUCUCCGAGCUUUGAUGCAGCUGAUGGUCAUUACUAGCCACCAAACUUUCUUAACUGCCUGGUACUCAGCACUCUGUUGUCCCUCUAAUCACUCUGGGAUCAAUGCAAAUGUAUUCCAACAUCUAAUCAAACACUUCAUGAUAAUGGUCCAUUCCAAAUCAAAACUAAACUAAUUUCACACAUUAUUUUGUAAAUGUAAAGACAACUUUAAUAUCAAGAAUAGUCUGAUAGGUGACAAUGUCAGCUUGUGGAUGAUGUAUUGUCACUUGUGGAUGAUGUAUUGUCACUUGUGGAUGAUGUGUUGUCACUUGUGGAUGAUGUGUUGUCACUUGUGGAUGAUGUGUUAUCACUUGUGGAUGAUGUGUUUCCACUUGUGGAUGAUGUUGUCACUUGUGGAUGAUGUGUUGUCACUUGUGGAUGAUGUGUUGUCACUUGUGGAUGAUGUGUUGUCACUUGUGGAUGAUGUGUUUCCACUUGUGGAUGAUGUGUUGUCACUUGUGGAUGAUGUAUUAUCACUUGUGGAUGAUGUGUUGUCACUUGUGGAUGAUGAUGUGUUGUCACUUGUGGAUGAUGAUGUGUUGUCACUUGUGGAUGAUGAUGUGUUGUCACUUGUGGAUGAUGAUGUGUUGUCACUUGUGGAUGAUGAUGUGUUGUCACUUGUGGAUGAUGAUGUGUUGUCACUUGUGGAUGAUGUUUCCACUUGUGGAUGAUGCCCAGCUCGUGCAGUAAGGCAAGAAACAGUGUAUGCCUUUUUUAUUUGUGACUUUUUCAAAUCAUAGUCGCACUCCUCAUGAAGCCAAGCCCACAGGCCUAUAUGUUCUGAUAAGGUUUGUAUCACAACUAAAGUGGCCAAAUCACUUCUUAUAAUUAAGCACAUUAAUCCGCUUUAUAACUGGCGUAGAGCCUAACUGGCAUACAUUGGCUGCCCGAAUUUGUUUUUGCUUUCGAGAAGUGUUUUCCCGCUAAUUGAUUUCAUUUUUGUAACAUCGGCUCUUAUAGCCUACUGAGGUUUGUGCAUUCCUACGCUCAUAAUGUGGUGAAAUAGCCUGAUAGUUUAUUAUCAUUUUAAGCUAAAUGUUCCGAGCUGUUGCAUCAGCCUCAAGUGGUUGUAUUAAUUUGGGAUCUAUCGCAUCCCACAACUGUCCCAGAGUAUGUUUGGCAUAUUUAUUUCUUGCACAGAAGGACAAAUUGACCAAUAGCAUAGGUAAACGUUUGUACUAUGGGGGAUAGUAGAUUGACAUAGGCAAGUGCUUUUGCUGUUUGUUAGGCCUCCUCAUCUUGUUGGUUGACGUAAAGUAGGCUAAAUGUGGACCGUUCUAACUUCUUCAAUAUGCGCCUCGGAAUUCGAAAAAGAGGGGCUUGCGCAGUUCCGUCCCCCCGAUGUAUCUGUCUUCACUUGUAGCCUAGUUCUCAGCUGAAAUUCUCACGAGAAGGACCAGAUCACGUGACGGGCGUUGGCUGAUAGGAAUGUAGAUAUCUGAGAGAGCCAUGUGAGUGAAGUGCUUCGGCGAACGGCAGCUGGGAGAAGGGAAUUAUAAUUGUUAUAUUCAGCCCAAAGGCACCGUGAUGCAUUUACGUCCACACAAGGGGGGGCGUCGCCCGGGAAAUUCGAGGCCUGAUGAGAAUAUUAUCAAGUGCUUGUCAAAAUUUUGAAUGAGAGACUGAUGAAGUGUGUGCAGCUUGCGACUAUUUUUCAAAUCGUGCUUAGAGUCCCAUCAUGCAGGCUUAGAAUGUAUUGAAAAAUCAGAACAUAUAUCCCAACGUUUGUAUCACAACUAAAGUUGCAUAAGUAACUCUACAUGAAGCAUAGAGUAGGACAGGAUCCUGUGUUAACCGCUCAACACAGAGUAGCCCUCAUGUGCGCACUUCCUUUUAAAUUGUUUGUAGAAAAUAUCCUUCCUAUCUUAUUAAGCUGUAUUCGUCGUACUAUAAAAUAAUUUUUAAAAAUAAUGCCACGGAAUUCUAAGCAAAUCUUGUCUGCUAAAUGAACUAGUGUAGCCCACAGCCAUAUCAGGACCUAACGUAAGGACAACUUUUACAGAGUAUGGUAUUCUGUUCUUCUGAAAUAGACUAAAUUUUAUUCAUAUUGUGUUUCUUUAGACCUGUCUAAAAUAAAUAAUGGAUUUAUUGUGAUGUAGACUAGGUUAAAUGGAUGUAUUAGACUUUUUAAACAUGUAGAAGUUCCAAAGGUCUACAUCAGUGGCUUGUAGGCUGCGUGUGGAAGCCAGGAGAUGCGAAAUGUGUUUGUUAUUAAUUAACGAUCAAUUACCGUGAGACCGGCAGUUAUUUGCUUGACAAUCACCGGCUGACAAAAUGUCAUGACCACCACAGCCCUACUCUGACAGAGCUCCAGACUUACUCUGUGGAGAUGGGAGAACCUUCCAGAAGGACAACCAUCUCUGCAGCAUUCAGGCCUUUUAUGGUAGAAUGGCCAGACGAAGCCACUCCUCAGUAAAACGCACAUGAGCGCCUCACUUGGAGUUUGCCAAAAUGCACCUAAAGGACUCUCAGACCAUGAGAAACCAGAUUCUCUAGUCUGAUGAAAGGAAACCAGGCACCGCUCAUCACAUGGCCAAUACCAUCCAUAUGGUGAAGCAUGGUGGUGGCAGCAUGAUGCUGUGGGUAUGUUUUUCAGCGGGAGGGACUGGGAGACUAGUCAGGAUCGAGGGAAGAUGAAUGGCGCAACAUAUAGAGAGAUCCUUGAUGAAAACCUGCUGCAGAGUGCUCAGGAUCUCAAACUGGGGUGAAGGUUCACCUUCCAACAAAACAACAACCCGAAGCAUACAGCCAAGAGAAUGCAGGAAUGGCUUCUGGACAUGUCUCUGAAUGUCCUUGAGUGGCCCAGCCAAAAGACCGGACAUGAACCCGAUCAAACAUCUCUAGGGAGACCUGAAAAUAGCUGUACAGAAACGCUCCCCAUCCAACCUGACAGAGCUUGAGAGGAUCUGCUGAGAAGAAUGGGAGAAACUCUGUAAAUACAGGUGUGUCAAGCGUGUGGCGUCAUACCCAAGAAGAUUUGAGGCUGUAAUCUCCGUCAAAGGUGCUUCAACAAAGUACUGAGUUAAGGGUCUGAAUACUUAUGUAAAUGUGAUAUUUCAGUUUUUUAUUUGUAAUAAAUUAGCAAAAAUGUCAAAACUAUUCUUGUUUUGUCAUUAUG
Messenger RNA from Oncorhynchus masou masou (cherry salmon), 4290 nucleotides. RefSeq names its product oocyte zinc finger protein XlCOF20-like. Lineage: Eukaryota; Metazoa; Chordata; Actinopteri; Salmoniformes; Salmonidae. Bases 15 to 1061 code for a protein of 348 amino acids. Gene Ontology annotation, biological process: regulation of DNA-templated transcription. Gene Ontology annotation, molecular function: DNA-binding transcription factor activity, RNA polymerase II-specific; RNA polymerase II cis-regulatory region sequence-specific DNA binding. The record is from RefSeq and is a predicted model, not a curated record. The transcript is spliced from 2 exons.